AUUAAAAAAUCCAGUAGUAUUCUUUUCAUUGUGCUUUCGGCCGCUUGCCCUUGAAAUCCCUUCCCCUUCUCAUCGCCGCCACCACGUAGAUUCGUGGAUAACAGAAACUGGAAUUAUCGACUGCAAGCAUGAGAAAUCGUAACGAGAUUCCAAAUGUUUUACGAAAACAUGAUUCUCGAGCACUUCUCGAGUACGAAAAAAUAAUUGGAGAGUACAGUAGGUCGAUAAAAGAUGGCGCGCAACGUUCUUCCGGGGCUAAAACAUUCGCCGAAAAACAUGCGGACCGGAUGAAACGGUUACGGGAGUUGCACUCAAAGAGAAACGAAGCGAGACAACAAAAUCACAAAGAAGUCGUGGAGGAAGACAAAAGACAAAAAUUACCCACAAAUUGGGAAGCCCGAAAGCGUCAAGCAGAAUGGCUCAUGGCAGAUGAUGCUGCUCGAAAAGCAGCUGAAGAAAAGGGUCUCAACUAUGAUCGUCAAAAACUCCUGCACAUCGAGGCAAGCGAAGCAGAGCGUUUGAACAGGAAAAAAAAGAAAAAAAAUCCAGACACAGGUUUUGCAGAUUUUGAACAAGCAACGACGAGACAGUACAAUCGUUUAGUCAAGGGUAUCAAGCCAGACAUGGAAAAAUAUGAUGCGGCUCGAGAGAAGCUCGGAGCUGCCUUUUACGGAGACCGUAAUACGAUUUUGCAGGGAUUGCAAGAAGACAAGAAAGAAUCUAUCGACCGAAUGGUCGACGAUCUUGAAAAACAGAUUGCAAAACGAGAGAAAUACAGUAGAAGAAGAACGCACAACGACGAUGCUGACAUCGAUUACAUAAACGAGAGAAAUGCAAAAUUCAAUUCGAAGCUGGAACGGUUUUAUGGAGAAUAUACGCGCGAAACGAAACUCAAUCUGGAGCGAGGAACAGCAAUUUGAAUAUCCAAUUCUCUAUUUUUAUGGUGUUUCACAGCCAUACACGUUCGAAUUAUGUAAAGAAAAUUUUCAAUAGGAAAUUAAACAAUUGAGAAUCUAAUUUCACGAGUACACAAUAAUAAUUUGUCGAAAUAUUUCUUUAAUAAUACGAAAAUAACUUUUUUGUAGUUCAUUUGACCUUUCGACAAAGCUAUUAAAAUGUCAAAUAAAAAAUUUAAUUACAAUAUA
Messenger RNA from Venturia canescens, 1145 nucleotides. RefSeq names its product pre-mRNA-splicing factor Syf2. The transcript has 5 exons. Gene Ontology annotation, cellular component: post-mRNA release spliceosomal complex; Prp19 complex; catalytic step 2 spliceosome. NCBI's taxonomy places the organism in Eukaryota, Metazoa, Arthropoda, Insecta, Hymenoptera, Ichneumonidae. The record is from RefSeq and is a predicted model, not a curated record. The coding region runs from base 129 to 920 and encodes 263 amino acids.